Molecule: messenger RNA, 1437 nt
Organism: Penicillium canescens
Lineage: Eukaryota; Fungi; Ascomycota; Eurotiomycetes; Eurotiales; Aspergillaceae
Product: sugar porter family MFS transporter
Exons: 3
Coding region: 1-1437 (478 amino acids)
Biological process (GO): transmembrane transport; carbohydrate transport
Cellular component (GO): membrane
Molecular function (GO): carbohydrate:proton symporter activity
Source: RefSeq, a predicted model, not a curated record
AUGCCUAAUCUCAAGACCUUGUUAACGGCCGUGUUCCUAGCCACUGGAGGUUUCCUCUUCGGCUAUGACAGCGGUAUCAUCACCUCAACAAUUGGCCAAACCCAAUUCAUAAAAUACUUCUCCAACCCUAGCGACACAGUAACCGGCGGAAUUGUCUCAGCCUUCCAAGGGGGCGCCAUCCUAGGAACAAUCAUUAACAUCUUCACCGGUGACCGACUCGGCCGUAAAUGGUCUGUCUUCACUGGUGCCUGUAUCUCCUGCUUUGGAUGUGCGUUGCAGGCUGGCGCCGUUAAUAUGGUUAUGCUCAUUAUCGGCCGCUUUAUUGCUGGCGCUGCCGUUGGUAUGCUCACUUCGGUUAUCCCCAUGUAUGCCGGUGAGAUUGCCGAGUCUUCGUCCAGAGGUAUGAUGUCUGGAUUGUUGCAGUGGAUGUUGAGUUGGGGUUUCUUGGUUGCGCAGUGGUUGGGUUAUGGAUGUUCGUUCAAUGAAACUGAGUUCCAGUGGCGCUUUCCUCUCGCUUUCCAAUGUGUCCCCAGUCUAGCCCUCAUCAGUGGAGUCCUAUUCCUAAACGAAUCUCCCCGCUGGCUGAUGGAAAAAGACCGCCACGAGGAAGCCCUCGUCGCCCUCCAGAACCUCCACGGCGACGGCACCCCUGAGAAAACACAGUACAUCGAGCUCGAAUUCCAAGAAAUCCGCGAGACAAUUCAAGCAGAGCGCGCUCAGACCAAGGUCUCCUGGACAACCAUCCUCCGCAAACCAUCCUGGCGCCGCCGUCUCAUCCUCGGCUGUGCCGUGCAAGCCUUUGGCCCUCUAUCCGGUAUCAACGUGAUCAACUACUAUGGCACACGUAUCUACUCUUCCCUCGGAAUCGACACCCAGACUUCCCUCAUGAUCAUCGGUAUCAGCGGCGCACUGUCAAUCGUCUAUUGCACAGGUGGACUCUGGGCUCUUGAGCGUGUCGGCCGUAUCAAGCCGCUCAUCUUCUCGGCUGCGGGUAUGGCGGCUGCACUCGUCUGCAAUGCUGCCAUGUCGCAGCAUUUCAAUGAAGAAAAUACGAACCAGCUUCGGGCUAUGGUCGCCAUGAACUUCGUGUUUAGUUUCUUCUACACAUUCGUCGGUAUCAUCUCUUGGGUUUACCCUGCUGAGAUUUUCCCUGUUGAUGUGCGCAACCAGGGUAACUCUAUUACCACGUUCACGAACUGGACUAUCAAUUUGGUCUUUGCGCAGUUCUCGCCUAAUGCGCUGUCGACUAUUGGGUUCCGCUAUUUCUAUGUCUUCUUUGUUUUUAAUUUGGUGGCUAUGUUGUCUUAUAUCUUCUUCUUCCCCGAGACGAGGGGUAAGACAUUGGAACAGAUGGAUAUCUUGUUUGGGGAUGAGGCACCGGCUGGCCUUGAGAAUGAGAAGGAGACUGUUGAAGUGGUGGAGCAUGCUAGCAAGUAA